Artibeus jamaicensis (Jamaican fruit-eating bat) is the source of this 951-nucleotide messenger RNA. Its product is annotated as vomeronasal type-1 receptor 4-like. Bases 1 to 951 code for a protein of 316 amino acids. The transcript has a single exon. The record is from RefSeq and is a predicted model, not a curated record. NCBI's taxonomy places the organism in Eukaryota, Metazoa, Chordata, Mammalia, Chiroptera, Phyllostomidae. Gene Ontology annotation, cellular component: membrane. Gene Ontology annotation, biological process: G protein-coupled receptor signaling pathway. Gene Ontology annotation, molecular function: pheromone receptor activity.
AUGGCAACCAGCAACUGGGAGAUAGGCAUCAUGUUUUUACUGCAGACACUAUUUGGAAUCCUCGGGAAUUUUUCUCUUCUCUGCCAUUAUCUCUCUCUUCAUCUCACAGAACAACAGAGGCUGAGGCCUGCAGAUCUGAUCCACAGGCACCUGACUGUUGCCAACUCCUUAGUCAUUCUGUCUAAAGCUGUUCCCGAAACAAUGGCAGCUUUCGGGCUGAAGCAUUUUCUUGGGGAUACUGGAUGCAAACUUGUCUUCUACAUUUACAGCGUGAGCAGGGAAGUGUCUGUGGGCACCACCUGCCUCCUGAGCGUCCUCCAGGCCAUCACCAUCAGCCCCAUGAGCUCCAGGUGGGCACCGCUUAAAGCAAAAGCAGCCAGGCACAUGGGCACCUCCACCUUCUUCUGCUGGGCUCUGCACAUAAUGAUAAAUAGUAUGGUUCCUGUGUAUGUGACUGGCAAGCUGAACAGCAAAAAUAUCACAAAGAGGAGAGACUAUGGCUACUGUUUCUCUGUCCUUCAUGAAAGCAUCGCAAAGUCGCUGUAUGUAGUGUAUUUGGUGUUGGGAUUGUUCCAUGAUGUUUUCUGCUUGGGGCUUAUGAUCUGGGCGAGUGUCUCCAUAGCCCUCAUUCUGUACAGGCAUAGACGGCGGGUCCGAUACAUCCACAGCAGCGGCCUCUCCCCCAGAUCCUCCGAGUCCAGGGACACCCAGCGCAUCCUUGUCCUGGUGAGCACCUCUGUGUCUUUUUAUUUCCUCUCCUCCACCUUUCACAUCUGUUUGACUCUUUUUAAAAAACCCAGUUGGUGGCUGAUGAAGAGCACUACGCUGCUUGCUGUGUGUUUCUCAGUUGUCAGCCCCUACAUUUUCAUGAGCCGUGAUCCCCGAGGGCCCUGGCCCUGUUUUGCCUGGAGAAAGAACACAAAACCCCCCGUAAUUACCAGAGAAAUGUAA